Molecule: messenger RNA, 1786 nt
Organism: Zychaea mexicana
Lineage: Eukaryota; Fungi; Mucoromycota; Mucoromycetes; Mucorales; Lichtheimiaceae
Product: S-adenosyl-L-methionine-dependent methyltransferase
Exons: 6
Coding region: 167-1615 (482 amino acids)
Molecular function (GO): methyltransferase activity
Source: RefSeq, a predicted model, not a curated record
CGGAUCAGCUGUGCAUUUCCGUAUUCAAACAACGGCGACAUAAGUUUCUGGGGGAAAAAAUAGUCCCAAGAAAAAAGGAAGCUGUCUUUUCUUUCUCCCUUUCUUUUUUCACACACACGUACGUACGCAGCACAUAUUGACAACGACAACGGCGGCAUUCAAUAAUAUGGGCAACCAGCUUGCCAAAGAACAACAGAUACGACCAUCCAAAAUAAAGCAACACUAUCAAAAACGCAUUUUACAUCAUCAGCAAGAAGGCACAGGACGGUCAGAAAACGACAAUGACACGAGUCGCUCUAAUGACACUUACAACAACAACAACAACCAUAGCAACGAUCACCAUCACCAUCACCAUCACUACCGCCUGUAUCCUGACAACAAUAACAGCAACAGAAUGCCUAAACCUAUACGUCAUCGAGUCGUGAUAGCUGACAAGACGGCAACACCUGUAUCACUACUUUCUACACCUUUUAACAAUAAUCAACAACAACAACAACAACAACAACGGAAACAAAGAACGAUACGGAUUCCGAGGCGACAAAAACGACGCGAUACGCACAGUUUACCAUCCAUCCAUUCAAGUGAAGAAGAAGAAGAAAAAGCAUGGUCAUCAUCAUCACCACCGUUAGCAGCGAUAGAUGACUUUUCACCCCUGAGCAGUUCAUUAGGAUCGUCAACGGCCACUUCAGCAGGAACGUCCUCUUCGAUGAUUGUGUUUGACUCGGCAAUCGCUCACGCCGAACAUGCUGCGGCAGAUAUAGCAACGCGUCGUCAGCAACAACAAGUCAAGAUGAAUAGUUGGGUGUAUGAAUAUGGAAAGGAAAAGGAGUAUAAUAGACAAUUGCGACAGCAUUAUGUGUUGAAACAAGUGUUUGGAGGAAACCAACAUGUUGAAUUCCGAACGGAUCCACAGGAUAUUCUGGAAUGUGCCUGCGGGACAGGUCUAUGGACAUUAGAAAUUGCACAGACAUAUCCUUCAAGUAAUGUGGUCGGGAUGGAUAUCGUACCGCCGACCAGCGACAAGUCAGGCCUGUCGCACCAAAGUAUCCCGCCAAAUGCAACGUACGCGUACGGUGAUGUGCUGGCGCCACUCCAGUACAACGACCGACAGUUUGAUUACGUCUAUCAACGCGACGUGGCACAUAUUGUGCCCAUGCAUCAAUGGCCAUUUUUGAUUGCAGAGUUUCAUCGUAUACUGCGCCCUGGUGGUCAGGUGGAACUUGUAGAAUAUGAUCUGUUGUUCAAGAACCCGGGACCAGUCUUGGCAUUGGUGAACGAAUGGUACAAAAUUGCCUCAGACACAAUAGGCGUCGAUCCCAGCUAUGCCGAUGCCCUGCCUGCAUUUUUAGCUCAAGCGGGGUUCGAGGACGUCCAUGUGCAAGAAUUCGAUAUACCUAUCGGCGAAUGGCCAAGUGAUCCAGCACAACGACAGUUUGGCUUUCUGUACAAGGAGCAGAUGAAGGCAUUGUUUCAGAGCAUGAAACGGUGGUGGGUCUCUGAGCUCCAUGUCUCGGAGGAUGAGUACGACCAUGUUUGUUUGUCGGCUUUGGAGGAAUUUGAAGACUACCAUUGCAGUGCAAAAUGGAAGAUCGUAACAGCGACCAAGAAAUUCUGAGGGUUGUGUGAUACUAUCUAUACCUGCUUCAAUUCCCCCUUUCUCUCUCUAAAUUGUAUAUGAGCUGUAUCAUUUUCUGUGUAUAAACUGUUUGUCAAUAAUAAUGAUGAUGAUGAUGGAUACUGUGAGAAGAAAAAUAAAGGAGUCGCCAAAAUAGGGUUUUCUUCUGCA